This is a messenger RNA of Spodoptera litura, 1908 nucleotides long. RefSeq lists its product as uncharacterized. The record is from RefSeq and is a predicted model, not a curated record. Lineage: Eukaryota; Metazoa; Arthropoda; Insecta; Lepidoptera; Noctuidae.
CUUAAACUUCUAUAUAAGACGAGCCGUUGCAUAACCCCCACAUAGACGCACGCGCAUCAGGGGACUCUACACAUAUUCAAAGAUGGGGCUACAUCGAUUACUUAGAGUCGUCCUGCUGUGUGCUGUCAGCUACACCAGCGCCUCCGUGGUGGGCGAUGGAGAAAACUAUAGAAUGGGUCGUCAAUCACCAAGUAUCUUCAACGUGGGCAAUGGCGAGCAGUGCCUGGGCAGCGACAGACUGACCGGCGGUGUCUGUCUGUCCAGAAAUCAGUGUAACACGCAAGGAGGCAAAGCUAUUGGUUUCUGUGGAGUCUUCGCGACAUGCUGUUCAUUAAAUGCGUGUGACAUUCGCACGCAGACGAAGGUGGCAGUGUUCAUCAACCCUCCCCUCAACAGGGAGUCCUCCGGCCUGGAGUGUUCCUACAAUGUUGAGAUCAACAACAACAACGUCUGUCAGAUGAGGAUCGAUUUCGAAACCUUCAACUUGGCUCCUCCUACUACUGUGGACCCUGUAGAGAACGUGACACAACGUCCAGGCUACAUCUGCAGGAACGACAUCUUCCAAGUGACCAACCUCCAAGCUAACUCCGACUUCUUGCCUCCACUCUGCGGUGACAACAGCGGACAACAUAUCUACGUCAGAGUGAACGCCUCCACCAACAGCAGAGCCAUUCGUAUUAACUUUAAGAUCGCUGACCGAAGCUCUCAGCCUAACCUUCCUCAAGCCACCUGGAAGAUCAAGGUCACACAGCUCGAGUGCUUCAAUACUCUUGGCAAAUACCGUGACGGUAUCCUCGAGACCUGGACCGCUGCGCUCCCCUCAACACCAUUCACGUCAUCAGCUGACAGAGACGAGUACCUCAUUGCACCUCCCGGCUGUCUCCAAUACUACCCGGACCGCGCUGGAGCCUUUGAGUCAUUCAACUACAACCGAGGAGCUGGACCAUACAUUGCCAACCUGGUAUAUUCCACUUGCUUCAAAAAGAGCCCAGAUGUCUGUGGAAUCAAAUUCACAUCAGCCAGCUUCAACCUAGCCUACAGAGAUGAUUCGAACCUAUACCUCGACACUGAUUGCCAAGUGAACCCAGUCACGCGAGGAUCAGCUCAGUCUGAAGACUACUUAUUCAUUCCUGAAGCUGAAACUGCUGAUGGACUGAGAGGCGCCAAGUUCUGCGGCAGCAGUGCAGCUUCACAAAUCAUUGCCUCUACUCCACCAGGUCCCCUGUACGUGCACUUCCGCAGUGACAACUUGGUGACCCAGGAUAUACCUGAAGAAGGAUACAGGUUUAACUAUAACGUUCUAAAUAACUGCUUUUUCAAAAAGUAGUUAUUUUAACCGUUAUUUUUAAGUUAAACCGAGAAAUCGUUGAUAAAGGUUCAUUUUGAUUUAAGUAGAUGGCGUUCCUUAAUCGAAAAUUGUAAUACUUGAGCUAUCUCUUAGAUAAAAUUAUCAGAGAGUUGUGUAAAUUGAAAAUAAGUACAAUCAAAGUGUUGACAACGUUUUUUGGCAAUUAAAAUUACGAAUUUAAAGAGAGACGUUUUGUCUGGGCAUUCAGUUGUUUCCUUGAUUGUACUUUGAGAUUAUAUUUUUUGAAAUUAGAAAUCAAGGCAUGACAAGUAUGUAUUUUAUAACGAAAAGUAUUAUGAAAAUCAUUAUUUUUUCUUUUGUAUAGUUGUUUGGUUUUUUCGUUGGUUUUUUUCAAGUAUUGAAUCUGUUUGAGAUUUCAUGUUAUAGAUUGCUUCUUGCUCGCUUCUUGAAAGAAAACAACACCUUCGAGUUGUUUAUUAACAAAAACAACGCGAUAGGUCUUAGUUUUCAACGAGGUUUUCAACCACAUUGAGCGCUUUUCAAAAUGACAGCUGUCAAAAUUUUCAACAUGGCCGUUAAAAUGGCGGCUUAAUACCACA